AUUCUUUUGAAACUGACUCAUCAAUCAAAGUACAGCAAACGUGGACAAAUAGGAUAAUUGUAACUAAUAAUUACUGAUAAGUAUUAUCUACUUUCAAGUAUAUAAAGUGAUGACAAUCGCCAUUAUCAGUUUCUGUCGGAUUAUAAAACUGUCAGUAAGCGAAAUGAAGCUGUUCCUAGCACUUGCGUUUGUCGCUGUGGCGGCUGCUCUCCCCGAGCCACUCCGCCUACCAACCGCUGCCAUACCUGAGGUGGUAGAACAGAACGAACUCAAGGUCGACGCUGUUAAAUUCGUAGAUUCUCCACAAGAUGUUACUCAAGAUGCCAAAGAUAUCGCAGUGGAUGCCGUGAGGUUCGUCGAUUCGCCUCAAGCACAAAACACCCAACCUGAAGCUCUCAAGUUCGUUAAUGUAGCUGAACUUGCCCGUGACGAAGUACUAGUAGACGCCGUAAGGUUCGUCGACUCACCUCAACCUGGAGAAUCCCAAGCUGAUAAAGUUAAGAUCGCUGAUGCACCAGCUCCACAAGCCGAAAUUGACGCAGUUAAAUUCGUCAACUCCCCUCAACCCGAGGAAUCCCAAGCUGAAUCAGUCAAGAUUGCUCACGCACCAGCCCCACAAGCCGAAAUCGACGCAGUCAAAUUCGUCAACUCCCCUCAGCCUGAAGAAACCCAAGCUGACUCUGUCAAGAUUGCUCACGCACCAGCUCCACAAGCCGAAAUCGACGCAGUCAGAUUUGUGGACUCCCCUCAUCAACCUGAAGAAAACCAAGCCGACACAGUCAAAGUUGUUCAUGUCCCACUUGAAGUUGCUUCUCCUCAAUUUCAAGAUUUAAAAUUCAAUGCUGUCAAGUUUGUAGACUCCCCCGCCGAGGAAAUCCUCAGAGAACCCGAAUUUAAAGUGAAAAUAGCAGACUUGCCUGCUCCUAUUCAGCUCCCCACCGCUGGUUUGCCUGUGGUCAGAGAGGGCCAGUAUAAUCACGUAAAGUUCGUUAACUUUCCCCCAGCUGUAGAAAGCUCACCACUGACGCUACCAAUCUUGCCAAUGUUUGACACUGAUAUGAUGGCAAUACCUCAACAGAUCAUGGACCUAAUCAGAGCUGCUGAACAAAGCAAGUUCAGACCUAAGGUUUUCGUUGAUCCCAUGUUGAGAUAAAGAGAGAUUGAGUUGAGAAAAGAAACAGAACUAAAAAGUAUAAAUAGCAAAAUUUUUCGAUUAUUCUGUGCCUGUUUAUAAUGCAAGAUCAAUUUGCGACCAUAAUAUCUUAGUCUUUUUUAACUUGAAUUAAAAACUGUUUACAUUUUUAAGCAUU
This is a messenger RNA of Amyelois transitella, 1310 nucleotides long. RefSeq lists its product as uncharacterized. The record is from RefSeq and is a predicted model, not a curated record. Lineage: Eukaryota; Metazoa; Arthropoda; Insecta; Lepidoptera; Pyralidae. The transcript has 2 exons. The coding region runs from base 110 to 1153 and encodes 347 amino acids.